Messenger RNA from Sphenostylis stenocarpa, 1182 nucleotides. Lineage: Eukaryota; Viridiplantae; Streptophyta; Magnoliopsida; Fabales; Fabaceae. The record is from the annotation of a GenBank genome assembly.
AUGUCUUCCUCUCAGAAUUGUUCGGUUCUCCCACAAGAUGUGCUCUUUGAAAUUUUGUCGCGGGUUCCAGUAAAGGAUCUCAUGCGAUUCAAGUGCGUUUCGAAAUGGUGGAAUCAUCUCGUCUCUGAUCCUACAUUUGUGAAAUUGCACCUUCAAAGGUCCUCGAAAAACACUCACAUCCUAUUAACCUUCCAAGGUAUCAUCAACCAGAAAUUUGAACUCAGGCUUUACGCCUUACCAUGCUCCGUACAAAAAUUGGUUGGCAACCCAUCAGCCACCGUUAAAUCUUCCCGUUCCCACCGAUUCAAACUCGAUUACGCUGUCUUGGGCGUCUGCAACGGCUUGGUUUCCUUAAAAGAUUCGUACAUUGGAGAUGAAUUUAGUGAUCACUGGGUCCGGUUUUGGAAUCCGUCCACAAGAAUCAUGUCUGAAGAUUCGCCACGUAUUCGUCUUCAUCACGGCGAUUAUAAAGGCCCUUUAUUGUAUAAGUUUGGGUUUGGAUACGAUGAUCGGAGUGAGAGUUAUAAAGUUGUUGUUUUGGAUUAUAAAUCAGAGAAAAUGGAGGUGAGAGUUCAUUGCUUAGGCGACAAUUGUUGGAGAAAUACUUUAACUUGUGAUGUUUUUCCCAUUCCUGCGGUUUGUCGUGGAGCUGCUUGUGUGAGUGGCACUAUGAACUGGUUAGGACUUGCCAAAUCCAGUUCCGGUUAUCAAAAACAGGAACUUAUCACAGUGAAAGAUUUAGAAAUUUUUUCUUACGAUCUAAAGAACGAGACAUGUAGCUAUUUGUCUGUGCCUGAUGGUCUUUCUGUUGCUGAGGUCCAUUUUGCUCAGCCUGCGCUUGAGGUUUUCAAGGGUUGUUUGUGUCUUUCUCAUCAACAUGAGGGUCAAUUUGAUGUUUGGCUAAGGAGGGAGUUUAGUGAUGAAAAAUCUUGGUUUAAGUUUUUGAAUUUAAGUCACGGAAGCCCUGAAUUUAGCAUUUGUGGCUUUUCAAUUUACAUAGCGGUUUUGUGUGUGUCUGAGAAUGAUGACUUUGUGCUGCUUGCAAACCAAAGUGAUUCAGAAUUUAUUCUGUUCAAUAGGACAGAUAAUAGAAUAGAGCGUCGUUAUAAUUUCAAAAGUGCCAAUUCCUAUUUCUACUCUAAUGAUUAUGUUGAGAGCUUGGUUUUGCCGUAUAGGAAUUAA